UCUCCCGUCGUCUCUCUCUCUCUCUCUCGCUUUGCACUUCUCCUCAAAAUCCCCAUUCCAUUUUUCUCUCCCGAUAAUAUUUAUUUUUCGGUUUCCAUUCUGCUCUCCUCCACUGAUUCAUUGUCUGCAGCCAUGUUCGUCUCUAGGGUUUUUUCACGUGUCCCUAGGCGAAUCGUCCCACGGAGCUCCUUGCUCCUCCUCUCUGUUCCCCAAAAUCAGCAGUCGGCAAUCCUCUGUGACCAUCUCCAUUCCCUUGCUCGUGAAUCCCCGAACGCGUUAGUACCAAGUCAGGUGUCUUUCCUACAUCAUUCAGCACCACACCUCUCCAUCUUCCAAAGAUUUGGAGUUUCUUCAUCGGCCUCUCCUGAGCCUACUGACAAGGAAAAUGGGAGUAAUGGAGAGAAUAAUGGCGCUUCUAGGAAUGCAGAGCCCUCAAACACUAGCGGAGAUGCUAAACUUUCGAAUCAAGCUGAAGAUUCAGGUUUGGAAUGGAGCAAAGCUAAAGAAUCAGAUCCUAUUUUGGAAUCCCAGUCUGUUAAAAGGAGGAGAAAAGGUACUAAACGAAUUGCAUUUUCUGAUUCAGAUUCAGAGAGUGGAGAGGAGCUUUCCAUGGAUGAUUUGGUUAAACUAGUGGCUGAGAAGGAAGAGCUUUUGAAGUUAAAGCACGAAGAGAUUGAGAAGAUGCAAGAUAAAGUUCUCCGUAGUUAUGCAGAGAUGGAGAAUGUCAUGGACAGAACAAGACGGGAAGCAGGGAACUCGAAAAAGUUUGCCAUACAGAGUUUUGCAAAGAGUUUACUGGAUGUCGCAGACAACUUGGAAAGAGCUUCUUUGGAAGUCAAAAAGAGUUUUGCGAAACUUGAUACUUCUACAGACUCGGCUGGAGCUCUGCCACUCUUAAAAACACUUCUAGAAGGUGUUGAAAUGACCGAGAAACAACUUCUGGAGGUAUUCAAAAAAUAUGGAGUAGAAAGAUUUGAUCCCCUGGAUGAACCAUUUGAUCCACAUAGGCAUAACGCUGUCUUCCAACUACCAGAUGGUUCCAAGCCUCCAGGCACUGUUGCUGCAGUUCUUAAGUCAGGAUACUUGCUUCAUGAUCGAGUUAUUAGGCCGGCUGAAGUUGGAGUAACUCCGGCAGUGGAGAAUGCGGCUGAGGAUAGUGCAAGCUGAAAAGGACCCUCAAGCUUGAAGAACAGACAACCUGGAGUUUUUACUAAUAAUCAUGUUAAAAUUUUGCGCUUGUUUGAGCGAAAGAUUUAGCGUAUAUGUUUUUAUUGUUUGACCGGCUUUAGGAACUAUCUUGAGCACAGCACAAAGUGACAAUUUUAUAUUUCUUCCGCACUCAAUCGUUGGCUUCUUGUUGUCAUAGAAGUCAAAGACACGCCACAAAAGGGUCUUGUUACAAUAGAAUAUUCUGCUUAUGGCGAACUUGAUGGAUUAAGCUUUCAUGAGAUGCCGUUUAGCCUUUCGCUGAUUUCUAUUUUCUACUCUCAAGUGUUGCC
Juglans microcarpa x Juglans regia is the source of this 1499-nucleotide messenger RNA. RefSeq names its product grpE protein homolog 2, mitochondrial. The record is from RefSeq and is a predicted model, not a curated record. Gene Ontology annotation, molecular function: protein-folding chaperone binding; protein homodimerization activity; adenyl-nucleotide exchange factor activity. Bases 133 to 1167 code for a protein of 344 amino acids. The transcript has 6 exons. Gene Ontology annotation, biological process: protein folding; protein import into mitochondrial matrix. Gene Ontology annotation, cellular component: PAM complex, Tim23 associated import motor. Lineage: Eukaryota; Viridiplantae; Streptophyta; Magnoliopsida; Fagales; Juglandaceae.